Messenger RNA from Panthera uncia (snow leopard), 3915 nucleotides. RefSeq names its product toll-interacting protein. The transcript has 4 exons. Gene Ontology annotation, biological process: ubiquitin-dependent protein catabolic process. Gene Ontology annotation, cellular component: cytoplasm. Gene Ontology annotation, molecular function: ubiquitin binding; ubiquitin conjugating enzyme binding. NCBI's taxonomy places the organism in Eukaryota, Metazoa, Chordata, Mammalia, Carnivora, Felidae. The record is from RefSeq and is a predicted model, not a curated record. Bases 1083 to 1700 code for a protein of 205 amino acids.
UGAAAAGUAGCGACAGUUGCCAGGUUCUACCAGACGGAGCAGGGAUAGUCAGUAACAGCUCCACGGGCUCGUGCUCCAGGCCGGGCACCGCUCCUGUGUGUGGACGGCCUCGCGGCUGCCGGGAAGGUGAGGGCGUGAGGGUGGGCCGGCAGCCCCUCCAGGCCGGUCCUGGCUGCCGAACGGAUCCCAAGGAAAGCCAAAUGCGCUGUCAGGAUCUAAAGUGGUUUUGGUCAGCACGACUUCCUGUAAAACCGCGAAGCAAGGGAAGUCACUGCACGCAGUUUUGAGGAGACGCACACAUACAGCAGACAGAGCCACGGUCGGGCCUCGCGAGUUCUGUGGGUUUUAUGGUGACCACGAGUCCCAGAUACUAACUCUGGCCACGCCCCCAGGGCCGAUGGGGUCACCUCAGGUACACACGAGCCACCCGUGCGCACCCUCCACACGGUCCUCCCAGACCCUCGUGGCCUGGGCUCCCACUUUGCCCGCUGGGCCUCGUGGCGUGGCCCGUGGCUUCCCGCUACCUGUGUGGUCAUCCUUCCUCCCCUGGUCUUCGCCCAGCCCCCGCCAGGGCUGUUCCCUCGUGUGCCCUUGUGGGGUUCUGUGUGGAGGCAUUACGGUCCAGUCGGACCCACUUGGAAUGAGCCUUUGCUGACCGACCGCCUGGGCCCCCGGAGCCUUCCGCCUUCAUCCGCGUCCACGCCUUCUCUUCCCUGCAAACGUAGCCUGUCUGGCCGAAGGCUGGGCUCCUCGGGGUUCAUGACUCGCAGCAGUGGACAGAGGACAGAAGGUGAAGCCGGGCCGCGGCUCCAGGGUGGCUCUUGGCUCUGAUCAGCCUCUUCAGAGGGGACGUCGGAGGAGCUGCCCUGCGUGGCCCAGCGGCUCCCUUCACUUGACCAGUGGCCUGCUGCACCCGUUGCCCACGGGCACAAUUGUAGCCACGUCCUGCUCCCGGGAAAAUGCCGGGAGUGGGGAGUUGGGGGGUGGAAGGCUGAGGUGGAUGUGCAGCUCUCACUGUGGUGGUGGCUGCUUGUUUAGUGACGUUGGUCGUGUUUCAGGCCAAGCUGGCGAAGAAUUACGGCAUGACCCGCAUGGACCCGUACUGCCGACUGCGCCUGGGCUACGCGGUGUACGAGACGCCCACCGCCCACAACGGCGCCAAGAACCCUCGCUGGAAUAAAGUCAUCCAGUGCACGGUGCCCCCUGGCGUGGACUCCUUCUACCUGGAGAUCUUUGAUGAGCGAGCCUUCUCCAUGGACGACCGCAUCGCCUGGACACAUGUCACCAUUCCCGAGUCCCUGAAGCAGGGCAAGGUGGAGGACGAGUGGUACAGCCUGAGUGGCCGGCAGGGUGAUGACAAGGAGGGCAUGAUCAACCUGGUCAUGUCCUACACGGCGCUGCCGGCUGCCGUGAUGAUGCCGCCUCAGCCUGUGGUCCUGAUGCCCACCGUGUACCAGCAAGGUGUCGGCUACGUGCCCAUCACAGGUGUGCCCGCCGUGUGCGGCCCUGGCGUGGUGCCCGUGGCCCUGCCCCCGGCGGCCGUGAGCACCCAGCCCCGCUGCAGCGAGGAGGAUCUGAAGGCCAUCCAGGACAUGUUCCCCAACAUGGACCGGGAGGUGACCCGCUCCGUGCUGGAAGCCCAGAGGGGGGACAGGGACGCAGCCAUCAACUCCCUGCUCCAGAUGGGUGAAGAGUCCUAGGGCCCCGGCCGCCACGCUGCCUCUGCCCCUCUCGACUUGCCGGCCCCGCCCCCCUCCCCGUUCCUGUGAAGGAGCCCCGUGUAGCCUUUUCUCAGCCAUCUGUAGCCCCAGUCCUCACCCUCGUUUGGGAUGCAUGCGGGUCGUUGGUCCCCAGCCGCUGAGUGCCACCACCGCUUGGGUGCGGGUGUGGGCGGGCCUGUCCCCCGCUUUGUCGGGAGAAGAGUGGGCACGUGCGCCGUGUCCUGUCCACACGCUCUGCCCCCUGCCGCUUAGGGACGUGUGUCUUCAAGUGCCGUGUGCUUCUGCUCCGCAGGCUGUCCCGAGAGCGCUCCGUGCGAGCAGCCUGACUCUGCCGGCGCUUUAGAAAGCGUCCCGUGCCCUCCUGGUUUGACGAUGGCAUGCGGUUACUUUACUUAGUUGGGGUAGACCUCGUGUUUCAGGCACAUAGAACAUUGACAGCCGAUUGGGAUGAUUUUUCCAAGUCACGCUUCAAAUUCACGUCCGUCCCUUGUUCCUUGCCUGUGGUCCGGGGCCGCUCACCAGCGUCCUGGGCAGGCUGACCUCUGUGUUGCCAGCCAGCAGCAGGCUCAGCGCUGAUGUCCGUCCACCCGCCCGUCCCCACCCGUGGGCUCUGGAGCAGGGCUGCCCUGGGGACCCUGUUAAGCGUUUUCCUGCCGUGUCUCACGCCGACUUUGUGGGCUGUUUUUCCGAGGGACUGCCCUCCGCUCCCUGACCAGCUCUUGGAACAGAACGUAAAACUGAGGGUGAAAAGUAGAAGGGGCAGUACUUUGUAUUUGUUUAUUAAAGGGUAUCAGGAACCGUUGGCUUACAACUGACGUUGAUUUAAGUAAACGUGUACCAGUCCUGCGGGUUCGGUUUGGACAAAAAAAUAGCAAACCGAUGAAUGUUCGAGGCUUCCUAGAGGCAAGGGGUGCAUGUGCGGCGCUGUGGACCGCGUGGCGGCCGAGGCUCCCUCCCGUUGUGACCACAGGAUGGGACAGGGUGGGGGACACCUGGUGGAAAUCUGCAAUGCGGGAGGGGGCUCGGGCACUGCCUAGCCCAGGCGCGUGCACGCACGCUUGCCUCCAGACGGUCUUGUUGCCGUGGGCCCCGCAGCCCCCAGCCGUGUGGCCCUGCGAAGGCUCAGCCUGAGGACCGGACUCCGUCCAGCCUUCGCUGCACGCGGGGCCUCCUGUCGGUUGGAGGGUGCUGCCGCCAGCGGCGAGUGCGUGGUGGCCCGGGGUCGGCGCACAGAAGCCUGAAGGAGCGUGUCCGGCCGGCGUGGCGGCCUCACCAGGCGAGGGUUCUCCGUGAAGAUUUGCCUCCACUGAGUCCCGACCGCUGGCUAGGACGUGGGAGCCCUGCCUUCUCGCGAAGCAGGAGUUCCCACAUCGGACGGUUUGGGCCCGCGUCCUCGCGCAGAUUCCUCCCCGAACGGGCGAAAGCGUCGGGCAGGCCUGCGGCUCUCACUUGGGGGCGACCUUCACGGACACACAUCCGGGACCCCAGGUCCCCCCCGGGCCCCAGUGCCGCCUUCCGCCUUAAAGCUGUGGGGGUGUUUGUGUGUGUCAGGGACGCGCUCCCCUCGGGGACAGGCACCAGGCUUGCUCACAGGGCCUGGGCUGGCAGGAGAGGGACCCUGAACCUGUCGCUUCUGCUCCCCUUUUCUUGCCAACACUGUGUUUGUGGCGUCCUAGAGAGCCCGCACCCGGCCGGCCAUCGCUGCCUGUGCUAGGCUGUCCUUUCCUCCUGCGUGCCCCGCUGUCCUGCGUGUGGGCUCGUGCCUGUGGCGGCCCGCUCCUCCCGGGGGACGUCACGGUUCCUCUGAAGCAGCCGAGGGACGUGCUUCUUGCACGGCUGUGGCGUGGCCACCACGGACUCCCACGAGCCAGGGUGGCUACUGGUGCCGGGGCCUCCGCCCUCUGCGAGCCGGUCGGUGGCGUUUCCUCUGGUGGCAGCCCCGGCGCUGUCAGGGCGGUGAGGAUGCGGUGUCUGUGCACGUGGGUCCUUCCCGCGGCUCCUUCGGCGAACAGACCCCCUCCAGCGGCACGUCUGCGGCGUGCUGGCAGGAACGAUCCUCAGAGCUUUCUCGAGUGUCUGUUGGGGUGCAGAGUCCAGAUCUAUCUUUGUAAAAUAUAUUUUUGCUUAUCAGCCUUCUAAUUUAAUAAAUGAUAUCUAUAAAAAUAGAGAAUUAAACUCCUCCAAUGAAACUUGA